AUGAGCAUAUUCGGACAGGGGAUCUACCUUAUCCAAGGUACCGCCAACAUAGUGGCAACGCUUCGACAGCGCGAUCUUUCAGCAUUCACACUGCACGAAUAUAUUCUCCGUCACGUUUUCGGUCUACCCUUAGAAGCUCUCAGGACGUAUGAAGCGGACGACUCUGGCGGCGACAUUACCCCCAAUGUCCACUCCGGCGUUGAGCCACGGAACAGAGUUGAGUUUCACACGAUAGGUUCCGUGCGUCGGUAUCUCCACGGUCCCGGAGUGACUCACCUCUCCAGGACAUUCGAAAACGAUAUCACGAAUCGCCUCUUCUAUUUGCCAAUUGGUGGCGACUGGGUUCGCCGCGAUGACUUCCUCGACUUAUUCAACAAGGAGAUAACACGCUCUGUUAUUGAUUCGCUUUGUGGGAAGCACCUUACACAACAGCACCCUGGGUUUAUUGACAACUUAUGGGAGCUCGACAAUGGUGUAUGGAAAUUACUGCUGCGUUUUCCGCGGUUUCUAGCACAUGGCACGUAUGCCGCAAGGGAUUCUGCAAUCUUGGCCAUCAGAGACUGGCAUUCUUCGGCUGCAGGCAACUUCGAUCCCGUCUACAUAGACGAAGUUGGCAACGAUCCGUUUUGGGGGUCCCAGUUCUUCCGGGAUCGGCAGAAGAUGUUCCAAGAUAUGGAUGGCUUCAAUGCCGAUGCUAUUGCUUCGCAAGACCUCGCAUUUGUCUGGGGUGCAAUCAACAACGUGAUAGCGACCGCGUUCUGGGUCACUUUAGAAGUCUUCAGAGGUUCGAUCUUGCUCGGACUCAUCCGCAGUGAGGUGCGAUCCUGUCUCAUUUACAGCGAAAAGACUCCUGGAAUCCGGGGACCAACGUUCGAUAUCACCCGACUCGUCCAGCAAUCUUUCCUUCAGGCUGCGUACGCCGAGACACUUCGCCUCCGGGUGAAUGGGUUCUUCCUCUGGCGUGUGCCGCACCACGAUAUCGAUAUUCGCGGCUGGCAGAUCCGUCAGAACCACUACGUGGCGACGAGCCCAACGCCGGGGCACAUGGAUCCUACGAUCUGGUGUACCGACGACAAUGCGGGACAUCCAGUUGAGGAAUUCUACGUUGGGCGCUGGGUGAAGUCGAUGUCAUCGCCUGCCGGGUUGCCUGUCAAGAGCGAUACCUCGAGCGCCCAGGUUCAAUUCACGACUGAAUUCGCAAGAGGCGCCUGGAUUCCUUUCGGCGGCGGAUAUCAUUCAUGUCCCGGACGCCGUUUUGCUAAGAUCAUGGUGGCGCUUACAGCUGCACUGCUCGUGACGAUGUAUGACUGUGAAUUUCUGAGCAAUGUGGAAGAGGUUGGUAUGAGUAUGAGGACUUUUGGUUUCGGAACUCUAGGCCCCGAUCGGAAGGUGCCCGUUCGCAUGAGGAGGAGAGUAACCUCAGCCUGA
Molecule: messenger RNA, 1428 nt
Organism: Aspergillus calidoustus
Lineage: Eukaryota; Fungi; Ascomycota; Eurotiomycetes; Eurotiales; Aspergillaceae
Source: the annotation of a GenBank genome assembly